GAUGGACGCUCAAGUCUCCGCCAUCAAACCCGUGUCAAAGCGCAGCAAGGUUGAGGAUAGCAAGCGCCUGGUCUGGAAGCUCGGCGACCUUCCGGCGGGUGCUCACAAUCGUGGUGCCUGGACCGACGAGCUCAUCCCGACCUUGAUUUACUUCUUCGGCGGGUCGAAGAAGGUCUGGGACUGGUCCGACGUGGAGAUCACGCAGAAUGUGGUGCUCUGCUGGCAGGUGGUUUAUGGAACCCCUCUCCCGGAAGACGAGAGAGCGGUGACUGGGCCCGUCUUCAACUUGGCCAAGAAGAAGCUCAUCGAAUGGCGGAGCAACCUCGGCACCACUGCCAUUGCCGCCCUCGUCACCUCCUUCGCUCAGAAAGGCAUCAACACACCCCAAUUGCAGCAAGCUUACAUUGCGGAGUUGCUCGAUGAGGACCAGUUCCUGAACAGCGGCAGGGAUCUGCAGGGCCCAACCGGCAUGCUCAAAGGUGACUUUCUCCUCGUCGUCCUCGCGUGCCAUCACCUCGCUAUUGUCGGCCGCGUCGACGUUCCGCAGUACGACAACUUGAAGAACCCCGUCUAUGCGCCAUAUGCGGCCACUGUUCUUGCUGCUGCUGCGGUUUAUCGUGCACUCAAGCUCGCCCAAGAUGGGCUCCUCGGAGACAUCAAUGGAUACAUCAAGGGCAUUGACCCCAAGGGCGCCCUGAACCUCUCGACUGUCAACAAGACGAAGAGGCUUAUGAGCAACUACAAGGCAAAGGAGCGGGCGCGCGUCAAGAAGGAGCGGGAGGAGAGGGAGAAAGCGAGGGAGGAUGCCGCCACCAAAGGUAAGGAGAAGGCUGCCAACGUUCCCGAGCCAGACGAGGAGCACCUCGAAGACGACCUUGACGACGACAUGGAGCUCCCCUCAAUCCCUCCUUUCUCGAAGGACCACAAUGAGGCAACAACAUUCAACUAUACCCACCUCAUCGUUGAGCGGUGCUCGCGGGCGAGCGUCGCCGAGGCGUUGGCCAUGUCAUCUCAGUUUGCGAGCGCCCCGGUUCGUCAGCCCAAGGCUAGUUCUGGCGAGCAGGCUGCGAGCUCUGGCCCGGCCCGGUCAUUCAAGCUCGAUGUGCGUGCUUACCGCCGCAUUGUCUAUUAAACUCCAUCCGGUCGUCCUCUCGUGGCUAGUAUCAUCGCUUCUGCAUCUCUUUCCCCCCGCUUCUUUCUCCUUCGUACGGUAUUCCUCGUGCGCGCAUAGACUCUAAUAAUCUCCCUUUCACGCUUUACUGCUCUUUUAAUUGAGUUUUUGUUAUCUACUAAUCCCACAAUUCGCGAUAUUCUGUUCCGCUUUAUAUGGACCUCAUGAGCUUUCCCCGCAUUUCGUACUACAUCCCGGUGAUGAAUACAUUUGCAUUGCAUUUCCC
This is a messenger RNA of Coniophora puteana RWD-64-598 SS2, 1397 nucleotides long. RefSeq lists its product as uncharacterized. The transcript has 6 exons. NCBI's taxonomy places the organism in Eukaryota, Fungi, Basidiomycota, Agaricomycetes, Boletales, Coniophoraceae. The record is from RefSeq and is a predicted model, not a curated record. The annotation marks the transcript as partial.